This is a messenger RNA of Mya arenaria, 4597 nucleotides long. RefSeq lists its product as uncharacterized. The record is from RefSeq and is a predicted model, not a curated record. Bases 89 to 1468 code for a protein of 459 amino acids. NCBI's taxonomy places the organism in Eukaryota, Metazoa, Mollusca, Bivalvia, Myida, Myidae. The transcript has 9 exons.
CAUUAAGUUACAUCCUAUUUAAUAGUAACUAACAUAUUCAAAGAUUAUUGUUAGAGUGAGCAAGUAUACUAAUCCAAAAACAAUAUUAAUGGAUGGAAGUAAAAGUGUUUCGCUUAUUUGUGUGAUAUGGUGUAUUUGUGUGGCUGUGAAAUGUCAGCCAUCUGGUCAUCGAUAUGCGGGAAACUUGGAAAUAGUUCAACCUGCCAUUGCUGGAAGAGAUAUUAUAUUGAGAUUUUUUCAUUAUCGCUGGAGCAAUUAUAGUCCAAUUUUACAAUAUAUGACCAACAAAUCUUGGAUCAAUAUGCAAACUGAUAGAUACGAGACGACAAACAGCGGAGGGUGUUAUGAAAUUACACUUUAUGCCUUGGAAAGAAGUUGGAACGGAACGCAGUUUCGUGUUCGUGUUAGUAUUUAUUACUCCACUCCACCAAUCAUUCUUCAUUUGAAAGCAGCCCAAACAAAACCUGCAAUAGGACCCGUUACAACUCUACAGGUUGGAGGUUUGUACAUUGUGGUUAAGAGUGGCCACACCAUCCCCGUUUAUUGUAACAUGACUGGAACUGACCUGACCGUGGAAGUUUUGGUUAAUGGACGAACAUGCAAAACAGAAGAAUCAGAAACAGGAAUGUUUUCAGCCAUUGACUGCAUUGCUUAUGACGGUGAUCACUUGACAAGCGUCAGAUGUUCUGUGUUGACUGCAGCGGUGAAAGAUCCGUUAUUUAGUGAAGAAUAUCAACUUUACGUUGUUGAUAAGGCAAGUGCUAUAGAAAUUUACCAUACACAAGAUUUACGCGAAGGCUCACCUGUCAACAUAACUUGCAAGGUGACUGGAGGCAGGCCGGCACCAGAGAUUGCAUUCACGGUGAACAACGUUACUGUAGACCAAGGUCUAACGCAUUCCCAUGACGGCCGAAAGGCAACGCUGCAUUUUGUGAAGAGAGAAUGGAAUGGCAAAUACAUUAGAUGUCAAUACAACAAUUCUUUCUUCACAGGCAGAUCACCCGAGCGAUUGCUUAAUAUCUAUUGUGCUUCAGAUGAUUCAGAUGCUCAAACCGAUGCCACUGAUCAGAACAAGAGUCCAGAGGAGGCAGUUUAUCGCAGUGCUCUUAUCAUUAUGAUAGUUGUAGCUUGUGUUGCUGUAGUAGUUGUACUUGUUAUUUUGUAUCGACAACAUAAACGACAGAGGCAGAUUGUAGCACGAGAAGACUGUCCACCAGAAAACGCACACGAAGACAUUGUAGUUGAAUACGCCAAUGUGAAGAAAAACAGAUCGAAAACAGUUGACUACAAGACGGAGAAUGAGUUGGUGCACGUUGAACUGGACAAACACGCACUCGAAGCUUCAACUGGAAGGAAAACUACGAAAGUUGGCGAUGUGGACCAACAAACUGAACACGACUAUCAGAAACGCCAAGAGGAAGACGAAGAAGUGGUCGAAUACGUAAAUCAGUGCGGAAGACAUAUUUAAAUUGAAACAAAAAUGACCCAUGACUUAUUUGUUUUUUGUCUUUGUCCUUCUAGUUUCCAUUACAUAAUCAUGUAAAAAAUAUGCCUCUAAAUGUGGUCAUUUUGAACAAGUUUUGAUACUAGGCUGAUCAUAAUAGUGUCUAUUGUAUUAUAUUGUUUCUUUCUCCUAGCGGUUUCACCAAAAUAUGCAGGGUUUCUUCUUCUAAAUGUGUUAAAUAAGGUAACUUCGGUUUACAAACUGACUAAUUUCUUAACAAAAACUCUGAUUGAAAAAAGUCAUUAGACACUAAACAUAUCCCGACUGACAAACAACACUACAAAAUGUACAGAAUUUUCCAUUUUACCAAUUUGCAUUCCUUAUUGUAUUCCACUAGAUUUGAAUUUUUUUUAUAAGCGCCUCGAAUAAUGACGGAAUCAAUCAAUGAGACGUUUGAUUUGACCGAAACACCGUAUUAUUGCUAGUCUGCUAUUUAUUUUUAACCAAAGAGAUUAAAGAAACAUCUGUAUUAUCCACUAGUCAUUUUGAAGUAUAUCUGCGUGUAAAACGUAUCGGCUUUAUCAAAACAAAGGGAAGCAAUGCAACACAGGGGUUACACAUAACUUAUACUUUCGUCACUAUAUAGUAAAACAUGUUUCACUGACAAAAACAGUUAAGGCCUAAAAAAAAGAUAUGUCUGUUUCGGGUAACCCGACCCUACCUAUAAAAAUGCGCAGACCUUAACUAUUUUUUUUCAGUUUCUGAGCAAAAAAAAUAUUCGUUAGCGAAUAGAGAGUUACGAAGGGCGGAAUUAUUGUUUAUAUGAUAAAACAAAGUCAGGCAAUGACAGUAAUGUAGAAAAGACUGCCAUGUGCAAGAAAACACUCUGAACUUACGACAGAUUUUGAAAAAAAAAAUAUCCCUACCUACCCUACCUAGAAAUUUCGGGAAUGUUACCCUAAACAAACAUUUUUUUUUGGCCUAAUGCAUACUCAACUGGCUUCAUAUUCAAUAGGUUUGAGACUGAUUUGGAGACUCAAGACUCAAAACUAUUAAUCUUGAUUUUCCAAAAAUUAGCAUCGAUGCUGAAAAUUGCUAUAUUUGUUUUAUAUGAUUCAUUUUACUUUAUUAUCAUUCCUAUUAAAUGCUAUUAAAGACAUUUUAUCAAAUUUAAAACUUCAUUUUCUUCAAACGGUCUAUGAUAAUCGCUGUUAACAUAAGGUGGUCGGUAGAGGUAAAGCAGAGAAACGCAAAAAAGGACUAAGUUAUUAAUAUCUGUUUAUCUUUCAUAAGCCAUUGCUCGUGUUGUGGUAAAGGGCACAGCGGUUUCCCUCGAUAUUUUUACCCUAUAAAUAUUCUGUUGACAAGGGGUUGAACACACAUUUUGUGUUCCAAAAAAAAAAAGAAAAAACAAUGUAUAACAUUUAAAGUGAAGUUGUUUUUAUAAAUAAAAUGACAAAUAUAUAAAACAAAGACUUUUGAAAAACCAAAAUCAACACAGUAUUGAGUUAUCCAUCAACAAAAUAAAUAUUGUUGCAUUUGGACACGCGUUCGCAAACUCCAAAAUCGGAAUUUACCUUACAAAAAUCAUGUUGUGUGCAAGGUUGUACGCAAAUACAUAUCCAGUUCAAUGAAGAUUUAUAAGUUUAACUCCAACCACUUUAAACUUUGUUUAUGAAUGAAAUUCACCACUUCAAUUGGCGAAAGUCACCCACCAAGAUUUGUUUCGGGACUUUUUGGCCAUUUUGAUUUCUGAGCACAUCAAGCACUUUCAUUGGCUGAUGACUGCCGCCACGUAAAAUGGCGAUUAUGACAAAUUAAAAGUGCUUUGUGAAAAUUCGGUGUAUAAUCUUUUGUGUAAAGUUCAAUGAUUAGAAAUGCACAUGCAAAGUGAAUGUUUUAUGUUAUUUCAAUGAAUUACAUCGUGUUAUAUUUGCAUUUUGGUUGAUAGAGUUACUUUUACAUUCGUAUUUUUGCUUUGUGAACCCGUGUCAGAAUUGUGCAAACCGUAUUCUAUUCCUUGUCAAUAGAUAAUAUAUAGGGUGAAACCACUGUGUUUGAGGGUACGGUUUACACAGCACUCAUUUAUUUUAUGUAAAUGUUCGUUUAUGUUCUCUUAUAUAUAUAUACAUAACCAGAAAAGGAUAUGACGUGUUCGUAGUAAGUUGUUUGAAUUUAACAAUUGAGUGUAUUAUGGUUAUUAUGUAUAACAUAGAUAAAUAUGCAUUUUAGAAAUAAAAAAAUGGCCCAAAACAUAACAAAACAAACAGAAAUGAUACAAUAUUAUAAAUGCAAUUAAUUAUAAGAUUAAUAAGGAUUCAUUGAAAUGUUUUAAUUAAAGCAACACAAAAAUGUAAAUUUACCCGAAGUGUUCACAUCACCGGAAUGCCAACUUUCAUAUCUAAGACUUAACAUUUACACUUAAUCGACACACUUCUUUUUUAUUUUUUACUAUGCGGAAUAUAAACAGACAAAACUCUUCGUUUCUAGUUCUAGAAUAAAUAUGAAAACUCAUUUACUACAAAAUACAUAAGUAACUCAUUAUCAAUGUUUUGGACUCCUAAAGAUUUUUUUUGAUUUUUUAAAAAAUGAUUGAGUUUGAAAAUCCGGUGCCAGUGCCAUAGACUUCCUAAAAGUAUUCUGUCCUAUACUGUAUAAGUCCAGUUUAGAAGUGAAAAUGACACUGCUGCAUUGGUCUAGUGAUUGACAAGCAACACGGAUUCGAAUCCCGAAUACAACGUCAUAUUUUCAGUACGUUUAUAUAUAGACGCAUGAGAAGGAGGCGCGCCCCUUGAAGAACACAUAGAAAACUCGCAUUGAAAAAUUAGUCGCCGUAGCCGGGGAUCGAACCAGGAUUGCUUGAUUGCAGGUUAACAAUAUGACCAAGCUACGUACAGACAGUCAAGGCGCGCUAGCCCAGAAAGUCAAAGAGCGCUUACUCUGACUAAGUUUGCCAUUGCGGAGUGGGCAAUCACUGCACUGUGUCAUUGUUUAUGAACAUUCAUUAGGCAUUGUUUCCAUGUUUUAAUGUAAAAGAUAAGUCAAUAUGAAAUGUUAUUACAUUUUACUUUCAUUUAUUUGUAUUUCAUAUACAUAUCUUGUAUUUAUAUAGCCACCAAUUCUUCUUACUUUGAUGUAUAAAUGUAAACAGUA